UUUCUUUCUUUUUUUUUAGUUUGCGCAAAACGCGCAAAAGUAUCCGCACCUCACCACUCCACCGCCCUUGUUGAAACUCUAGAAGGCCACCAAGAAGAUGGAAUCGUUGUUCGCCACCGCCGAAAGGCUUUCAGCGUCUACGCCAGGAAGGAUUAAGGUAGAAGAGUACAAAGAAAGACUUAAAAAAGAAGCAGAGGAGUUGGUUUUGCACAAAUUUCCUGAAAAGAUACUGGAGCUGGAAACCUUGCUAAAAACAGAUAAAUUUUCGAAGACAGACCUUGCAGCUGUACAUGUGGAUAUCAACAUUCCAGUGCCUGAACCCCCAUUCAUCAACCACGAGGCUGAUUUGCCUGCAGCGAAAAAAAGACGCCUUGAAACCCUUGAGAAUGAAAUCACAGGCACCAAGGUACUGGUCCUACCAACAGGCUCAGUCGGCACUAACAACCACAUCGUCAGCAUUGUCGAUAUCGUCAAGCCGAAGAUAUGGCAGCUUGUAGAUGACACCAACAUUUUGAAAAUGUGGAUACAGUUUCUCAUACCAAGAAUCGAAGAUGGAAACAACUUUGGCGUCUCCAUACAGGAAGACGCCUUGACAGAAAUUAGAGCGGUGGAGGGUGAGGCGGCAGCAUUCUUUGACCAGAUAUCCCGGUACUUCCUCACACGGGGCAAAAUUAUUGCCAAGGUGGCCAAGUAUCCCCAUGUGGAGGACUUCAGACGCACCGUGCAAGAGUUGGAUGAGAAGCAGUAUGUCAGCCUGCGGCUGGUUCUUUGUGAACUCAAGAACCAUUAUGCGACUCUUCACGACUUGAUCACUAAGAACUUGGAAAAGAUCAAGAGGCCACGAAGCAGCAAUGCUGAAAACAUGUACUAGCUUUUACAAUAAUAAUAAAGUCGAAAAAUCGGUAGUU
This is a messenger RNA of Rhipicephalus microplus (southern cattle tick), 908 nucleotides long. RefSeq names its product proteasome regulator gamma (gene REG). The record is from RefSeq and is a predicted model, not a curated record. Gene Ontology annotation, biological process: positive regulation of endopeptidase activity; regulation of G1/S transition of mitotic cell cycle; regulation of proteasomal protein catabolic process. Gene Ontology annotation, molecular function: endopeptidase activator activity. NCBI's taxonomy places the organism in Eukaryota, Metazoa, Arthropoda, Arachnida, Ixodida, Ixodidae. Gene Ontology annotation, cellular component: nucleoplasm; proteasome activator complex; cytoplasm.